Diaporthe amygdali is the source of this 930-nucleotide messenger RNA. RefSeq names its product carbohydrate esterase family 1 protein. Bases 1 to 930 code for a protein of 309 amino acids. The record is from RefSeq and is a predicted model, not a curated record. Gene Ontology annotation, molecular function: hydrolase activity. The transcript is spliced from 2 exons. NCBI's taxonomy places the organism in Eukaryota, Fungi, Ascomycota, Sordariomycetes, Diaporthales, Diaporthaceae. Gene Ontology annotation, cellular component: extracellular region.
AUGGCUUCGCUAGUACGGUUCAUCACGGCCGUCGCUGCCCUAGCGACGACUGCUCAAGCGGCCUCCCUCCAGCAGGUCACCGAGUUCGGCCCCAACACUUCUGGAACUAAGAUGUAUCUAUACGUGCCAGACUCUCUCAGUUCGGCAGGCAAUAACACGAACGCACCAGUCAUCGUCGCCAUCCACUACUGUACCGGCACCGCAGAGGCGUACUUUUCUGCCACGCCAUAUCCAACUCUCGCCGAGCAGUAUGGCUUUAUUGUUAUCUAUCCCGAAUCACCUUACGAGGGAACGUGCUGGGAUGUCUCCUCGCAGGAGGCGCUCACCCACGGCGGCGGCGCGGACACAAGCUCCAUCGCGGAGAUGGUUGCUCACACCAUCAGCACCUACGGCGCGGAUAGCUCUCGGGUGUUCGUAACGGGAAGCAGCUCCGGCGCGAUGAUGACCAACGUCUUGGCGGCUACGUACCCGGACGUCUUCAAGGCUGCGACGGUGUACUCUGGUGUGCCGGCGGGCUGCUUCUACACGGGCACUAUAGACGGAUGGAAUUCGACAUGCUCUUCGGGUGAGAGCAUCCACACGCAGAAGGAAUGGGCAGAUACCGCACUGGCCAUGUACCCGGGCUAUACUGGCCCGAGGCCGAAGAUGUUGAUCUUCCACGGAACCGCGGACACGGCUCUGUUGCCUCAGAAUUUCAACGAGACCAUCAAGCAGUGGACUGGCGUCUUCGGGUACUCCGACAUUCCUGAACAGACGUUGGAGCAGACGCCUUCCGCCGCUUAUACCAAAUAUGUGUAUGGAGAUAACGUCGUAGGAAUAUACGGCACGGGCAUCGGGCACACGGUCCCGGUCAUGGGGGAUGAGGACAUGGCGUGGUUCGGUAUUUCGAACACUACGGCGGCGUCCAAGAGGAAGUUUCGAGUGUUUUGA